GAACAAUACGGCCCCUAUCCGCAAAGCCCCGUACGCACAGACGUCUGGCAAAUAGGCUGCCUCGUCUACUCCCUCAUGCGCAACACCUACGGGAUCCCCAACCCCGGAGAUUCCGGCGCCCUCUCAAACGAAGUAGGAGAAGACGCCGUAUCUAUACUAGACCCAGAAGCCUUCGAUGUCUUGGCUGAGUCGGAGCGCAUCGAUAACGAGACUGGCUACGACUGGCUCUACAGUAUGCGCCUUGAUACUCUCGUCGAUUGGUGUCUAAAUGACGAUGACCGCAAGAGACCGAGCCUGAAGCAGCUAGUGGAGGAGACUACGAGCGGACUUGCUGAUUACGAUGCUGAGUAUGGCGGGCUGAGCACAAAGAAAAGAGAGGAUGUGCCCGAGUGGUUUAGGGUGAAUUGGGGUGAUGAUGAGUUCAAAAUUGGCGCGGUGCUGGGUGCGGAUAAGAGGAAGCAUAGAGGCGGUGAACAUGGAGGCGAAGCGGAUCCGUAUAGCAGUGACGAGGGGGAUGAGUUUGCGCAUUGGGCAGCAGGGGGGCUGCAUGGGUGGGAAAAUGAGCGGCCUAGGAAACGCAGGACCUUGUCGUGAUUGCUGGGAUGGUGGUGAGAGUACGCUUUGGAAUGCAUGGAGAUGUGUGGUUUGUUUCUAAAGUAGGCCGCUUUUCGGCAAGACGGAUGAUUAAUGCGGGAUUGCCAACGAAGAUUUCUUAUGCCUUCGACCGUUCGGCGCUGAAGGAAUGUUGUGCCAGUUCGCCGUUUGCAGCCAACCAGCCGUCUAUCCUUGAAGCGCGAAUAAAGGAGGUGUCUGGAAUGCAACCC
This is a messenger RNA of Trematosphaeria pertusa, 824 nucleotides long. RefSeq lists its product as uncharacterized. The transcript has a single exon. The record is from RefSeq and is a predicted model, not a curated record. Lineage: Eukaryota; Fungi; Ascomycota; Dothideomycetes; Pleosporales; Trematosphaeriaceae. The coding region runs from base 76 to 594 and encodes 172 amino acids.